CGCUAACCACAGUGUAACCGGCAUCUACUCUUUGAUGAUUACUACAACGUCGUCCCCUUGCGUUCUCGUCCACACCAUGCACGGGGUCGAUUACAGCGCCUACCCGCACAUUAUCGACCAGGUUCUGUCGCACGCCGAUACGCAAGGCCUCAACGCUUUUCGCUGCGCGUCACGCGCCGCCUUUGCCAAGGUCGAGGCGAUCUAUCUGCGAAGGGCGCGGCACGUUACUCCCUGCACCGGACGAGAUGGACGUGUCGUCUUCCCUAGCUGCGGCGCCCUACCCUCUCUCACCAUCGCUGAUAUGGAAGAUCUCACCUCCGGCGCCCACCCGGUCCUCCGGCGGCGAUACAGCGCAGUAAAGGUUGUGGAUCUUGGCCCGAAGUCAGACCUGGGCCCCUCUCGCUGUAGCUUGCGCCGUCUUCUGGACGGCAUACACACUGUCCGCAUCGUUGGCGACCUCAGUGGGGCGAUGCCCUUCGCACCCGCCGUUGUUGUCGUGCCCGCCGACCUCGGGCGCCCCGAGCCCUUCCGCGGUUGGCAGCUCGCCGACUCCCUCGUCGUCAACUUCACAGUGGGCGCCGGCGGCGCCCUUGCCAUUGCCUUCUUCCCACCCUCGGGAUACUACGGUCCCACCUCGCUCACGCUGCUUUUCACGCGUUGCCUCCGCUCCAAGCUACAGAGUCUACCGCAUGGAGCCCGCCUCGGCGCGCGCCUGAUGGCCGAUCUCGCACGAGUGGUGUGCGACGGGCACGCAGUGACGCUCGUGGACUGGGACAACGUCUCCGCCCUCUUCCCGCCAGCGACACGGCCUGAGGACGUCGAGCAACUGCGCACGUGGGGCGGGCAAGAUCACAAGGCGGCGAGAAGGAGUGCCUGCAUUCGCCGACUCGCGCGGUUGGCCUUUGAGCCCGGGUGCCAGAACGAGGAUGAGGGCGAGAAGAUUCGCUGCCUCACUGCCGAUGAGUAUCGCUGUGAGAUUGGGGGCCAGGCGUACGCCGACCAGACAGAGGGCCUGCACGAGAGCGUCCCCUACAUGAAGUAAGGCAGGUGCUUCGCUUGUGAUUGCCUGUCGCGGAAGGGGGUGGGUGUUGGCCAUACCGCUCUAACUCAACCCGGCAACAAUGCUGGGCGUCACCAGAGUAGGGACGGACUCGGCUUCUGAACCGCACUCUUAUCGGCAGGAAGGAAAAGGCCAUCACGCCGGACCCAGCUUGAGCGGGGGUCCAUUGAAAGCACCCAGAGUCCGAGCGUUCAACCACAUGAAGGAUGUUGGCACGCACUGGGCCAUUGUGACGACGGGCAAGGCUGCCCGCUAAGAAGACCGCUGUUGCUACCGACGCUCAUUAAACCGAUCCUGUAGCGCACAGACAACCAAGCGGUCCACUCGCGCAUCUACGACCCCUGACGAUCGACGGCGUGCACCCUUUUCAGUAUGUAGCGUGGAUGGAAUCGUGUGACCUCCAG
Messenger RNA from Cutaneotrichosporon oleaginosum, 1464 nucleotides. RefSeq lists its product as uncharacterized. The record is from RefSeq and is a predicted model, not a curated record. NCBI's taxonomy places the organism in Eukaryota, Fungi, Basidiomycota, Tremellomycetes, Trichosporonales, Trichosporonaceae.